This is a messenger RNA of Actinia tenebrosa (Australian red waratah sea anemone), 3391 nucleotides long. RefSeq lists its product as uncharacterized. The record is from RefSeq and is a predicted model, not a curated record. NCBI's taxonomy places the organism in Eukaryota, Metazoa, Cnidaria, Anthozoa, Actiniaria, Actiniidae.
UUAAUGAAAGCAAAUACCAUUGCUUCUUGUGUAUUMUUCAGAACCAGUGUCUUUGGAAACCUUAUGCAGAGACACGAUAGUUCAUGCUAUUGGGAAAGUACGUUGGCAGAGGGAAUCGAACAUUUCCCUACCCCUCCCCGUCCCCAGAUUGCAAGAACUCCAGUGCGGUGGGGGAUGGRCCAGAGCAGAGCCGCUAACGGUGGAAGACAACAUCGACUUCCACACAUUAUCACUCCAAGAAAGCGAUUAUAGCGAUGCGGACACGGUUGUUAGUGAUGAUGUGUCGCUUUUUCCAACAUGGCAUGAAGCAAACUUGAACCCUCGUCAUCGACCAUCUAGUAAUUUACAUACCUCUUCCCGCCCAUCCGUCAUAAUGGUUCCCAUUCCAAAAUCUGAAAUACUUCCGUCUAAUGACACGACAACUGAGACUCCAAAUUUGUCCCCCAUUUCGUGUACCGAAAGCGUUUCGUCACAGAAAAGGAAGUCCAGUUUUUCUUCCACAGACAGCCUUGCGGUAUCUCCUUUUUCUCCAUCUGCGUGUACUGCACAUAAGGGGAAGACCCCUUACUUGUUUGCAGACUUUCAUAUGUCUCCCGUAUCCUCUACUGAGAGCACUUUUUGUGGGGAUCUAUUUGAAGAGGAAGAGGACAGCAAUUUGUUCGAGGGAUUUCAUAUGUCUCCCAUCUCUUCGGCGACAAGCUGCUACUCAGAGGAAACAGACAACACGAAAGAUAAGUUGGGUCUAGUAUUACCAUCGCCUAGCUUAUGUAAGACAAAUAAAAAGGCUUCCAUCAGUACUGCCACUCUUUCGGUUUUGGGAUCAACGGACGUAGAAGAUAGUGGUUUGUUUGUAGAAACCCUACCCGAUAGGGCAACUUUUGCCCUUUCCCCUUCGGAAUGGCUGUCUAUAACACCUAAAGAUCUUCCUUCUGGUGGUCGCCGUCUUACUGGCUCUUGGGCGGACCUUUUUUCUAAAAAGAUCAAGGAAUCGAACCCAUUUUGUUCUUUCCGCUUCAAAGCUCCAAGAAGGGAACAGCUUAAGACGGAACUUGAAGCGAAUACGCCAUCCCGUUUCUACCACCAACACCUAGCUAACUUAGAGCCUCAAGUCUUUGGUUCUGGAAAUAGGGACGGCGUUGGUUCGAUUGGUGUUUUGCGCAAAAUAUCCGCAGAGGCAAAAACCAAACACGAAAUCGACAGAGACCUAAUAACUAGCCUUUUGCGACUCAAGCAAACUCUGCGCCAGCAAGAUGUUACUAAAGCAGAAGCAAUCGGUACCAACCAUGCUAAAGGGAGGAAGAUCUUGGGAUAUGUCCAGUAUGUUUCUCUUGACCCCUUCACAAUAAUGUUGUGGACGGAGGCCGGAGUUCGUCUGUGGCACGACCUUGCAUCUACUACUACCAUUCACUGGGAUGCCACUGGGUCGUUGGUGAAGAAAUGUGUGGGCGAGGGAAAUGUCUAUUACUAUGCCAUCGUUCUUCCACAUCCCACUGCUGGGCAACCACCGCUGGCGGUAGCCGAAAUGAUAACUAAUAGCCACAAUGUGCCCAAUGUUACCCAUUUCCUUUCCCUUUUCCGUUAUGCCGAGAAAGUUGUAUUUGGCUAUCGUCAGUUGAAAGUGCCACUACGCUUUGAAAGUGAUUUAAGUUUAACUUUUAUAUUGACCUCACUUUGGGUAAUAAACGGAGAAACCAUGAGGGACUUUCUACUGCGAGCUUGGCGGAUUUCAAUCAAGCAGCCGAAGGCCGGGGAUUCCUCCAAGAUGAACCCUCAUGCUUGUACAAGCCACGUGAUGCAUGACAUUGGCAUUAAGUUUAAGAAACUAUGUUCCAACGACGUGUUUGUCUUCUCCAUGCAUUGCUUUGCUUUGCUUGUGAAUUCUUCUAACCUGGAUGAAGCCGAAGGAAUUAUUACCAACCUCAACAGUGUACUGACCAGCCCCACUGCCAGCAAAUUCGCUGUAUCUGCUUAUCAAUGGCUACACCACAGAUUGUCUCAACAAGGUUGUCCGCAAGCAGAUACAGGAUGUUUGAAGGAUACUGCCUUAGAAAAAUUGCUAUCCCCUGCACAUGAAGAUGACCCCCCUAAGAACGAAGAUUCAGCUUCCUCAGAUGAAGAGCAGUUUAAUUUUGAGUCACCAGGCAGUCCUUUCAAAAAGCAUUUCCAUGAUUUGCUGACCAAACAGAAAGUCGUAAUAGAAUUACAUGCAAAAACCACAGAUAAAAAGAAUCGAUUUCAUGCACCGGAGGUGAUGGACGUCAUACUGAAACACCGAAUCCCAACUCUUCCCCUUUGGUCCGGAUUAAUGAAAGGAAUUGAACACAGCAAAGAUCAGUGUGUGACAAAGGAAGGAAAGAAAACUAGUUAUUGUGAGGUGAUGUCAAAAUCUUCAAGGUCUACAAAUGCUGUUUGUGAAAACUGGUUCAAACUCGUCAAAGUGGAUGACUUCUUAAGGAAGUCGCACUUCCGCCCAGAUGUGUUUGUAAUGCAGCAAUACAGUCAUAUUCUUGGGCGUCAACGAUUAUUCACGGAGUCGUAUUUAACAUCUUCCAACGAAAAGGAACAUCUGUCUAGGAGUCAGAAAAAGAGAGUGUCUAGGGCACUCAACGACCCUGCAAUAGACGACGACAAACAGCCUAACGAUGUUCUGCACAACCUUGUCGAGGAAAAGUGGGGGAAGCGGAAACGCACAAACAACGUAAACAAGGUGGGGCGUUUCCAGCGACCACCCCAGAAGGGACUUCCCCAAACACUGGAAGAUGAAAGUAUAAACCUUUCGACGAAAACAACUGCAAAGGAAAGAAAGAAGCAAAUAAGAAGUAGAUCAGCUUCACCAAAAGGAACGCCCAACGUGUUGAAGAAGAAAAGAAGAUGCAGAUCACCUUCCCCUAAGACAAAUAAAACCAAUGUCGCCGGUGACGAACAGAAAGGGAGUAGCAGAUCACCUUCCCCUGAACCAACUACACCGAUCAAUGUCGCUGGUGACGAACAGAAUGGGAGAAGCAGAUCACCUUCCCCUACGGCAACUGAAAUCAAUGUCGCCAAUGACGAACAGAAAAGCAGUACGUCGCCAACUUCAGCCACACGGCAUGCAUGUACACCCCGCGUGCAGAAAAGGCGUCGCACCAGGAAACAGAGGAAAACAACGGCAAAAAAUGCGAAGGGGGGUGCUCUUUUCAGAAGGGCGAUUGCUGAUAGAAAAGGAAUUAAAAAUCUUGGCAGUACUUGUUACUUGAGCGCAACACUGCAAAUGUUAGUCAGGGAUCCAGUCACAGAUUCUAUCAUAGAACAUUCGAGGAAUGAGUCAUCGAAAUCACCGGCUUCUACAGACAGCGAUUGUUUGAUCGUGGAGAGCGUUUUUCAAACCCAACUUGCAAAAGAUGUGCAAUAG